GACAGUGCGGGAGAGAGAGGUGCGUUGCGAUCAAUGGAUACUGUUUGGAUGAUAAAUCUCGCGUAAUUUGUGCUUUAAUCGAGAAGAAGAAAACAAAAACAUAGAAACCCGUCAUCUUCGCAUCGACACACGUGUGAUGUAAAGAUGGAGAAAGUGCUGCUGUCGCUUCUCUUAGUGGGCGUGGUGGUGAGGCUCACCCACGCCCACGUCGCCCUCACCUUCCCGCCCGCCCGCAAGUACGACCUGGACUUCCUCGACUCCGCCAGGACCCCGGGCCCCUGCGGAAUGCCCAAAGGAGAUGUCAGCACCACCUUGUUGCAAGGAUCCUCCUUCAAUGUGUCGUGGCACCUUGCUUAUCCUCAUCAGGGCGGCUUCCGGCUGGAGCUGAUGGACGCGCAGGAGCGGCCGCUGGCGGACCUGACGCCCGUCACAGCCGACUCCAAGUUCCUGGCCGAUGACACGACAGCCCAGUCGUUCAGGGUCAGCCUGCCCAAGGACCUCGCAUGCAAGGGCUGCACCGUGCGGCUGAUCCGCGAGGCGAGGGAGUGGGGGAAGUCCUACAAGUUUUGGUCUUGCUCCGAUGUGGACAUUGUGCCUCGCAAUGACUACCGCGAGGACUGCAGCGGCCGCGGGAAGUACAUCGUGUCUCGGUGCCACUGCAACAAGCGCUUCUUCGGCAAGCGGUGCCAGUUCGAGAACGAGUGCGAGGACGACGACGACUGCGGUUUCUUCGGCAAGUGCGUCGACAUCGACUCCACUUCGUUCCCCAAGAAGCAGUGCUAUUGUCAGCAGGGACGAUUCGGACCUAAGUGCUCGAAAGCUUCUUUGGUCACCAACCGAGGUCAGAUCAACCUGGGAUCCUACAACAAGAGGGAACUUAGUGAUAAGCUGUCCCUGCACUGGAAAGUCCUGCGUUCAGAGGGAGAAAUUGAGAUCGUGCUCGUCAAUAAAGGCAACUCGUACGUCGCUUUGGGCUGGAGGCCUCAGGAUGCGACCAAGACGUGCCAGCAGUUCCCUUACAUACACGGCACUGUGAAGGAAGGUGCCUCAUGGGCCCAGUCAGAACCGGAGCCAGAGGCGGAAGCUGAACCUGAAGCUGAACCAAAGGCUGAAGCUGAACCGGAAGCUGAAGCCGAACCGGAAGCUGAAGCUGAACCCAAGGCUGAAGCUGAGCCAGAAGCUGAAGCCGAACCGGAAGCUGAAGCUGAAGCCGAACCGAAAGCUGAAGCUGAAGCUGAAGCUGAACCGGAGGCAGAGGCAGAACCAGAGGCAGAAGCAGAGCCAGAGGCUGAGGCUGAACCAGAACCUAAAACACCGUCCAAAUAUGAGGCUCAUGCAGAACCUGAGGCAGAACCAGAGGCUGAAGCUGAACCGGAGGCUGAGGCAGAACCAGAAGCUGAAGCAGAGGCAGAGCCAGAAGCUGAAGCUGAAGCUGAACCAGAGGCUGAGGCAGAAGCUGAAGCUGAGCCAGAGGCUGAGGCCGAACCAGAGGCUGAGGCCGAGCCAGAGCCAGACACAAAAGCAGAGACCACGAGGAAGCCCACACUCAGCCUGGCUGGUGAUGUUAUCGAAGAUCGACUUUCUGGUCUUCUUGUGCCAAGUGGUAGAAGCAAGCGCAGUGCUCCAUCGAGGAGGGCACGUUUUGCGGUUCCACUCCUCAAGAGUGUCGAGAAACCACAGAAACUGACCGGAGAAACUGAAGCCAUGGUUGGUCACGAAUCAGAGCCUGAAGCAGAAGCCGAGGCCAAAGCCGAGCCAGAAGCCGAAGCCGAAGCCGAGGCUGAAGCAGAAGCAGAAUCAGAGCCGAUCAGCGGCGCGUCCCCCUUCGUGCCGCGCGGCAACCUCCACGCCAUGGACUGCACGGACAUCGUGAUCGGCAGCGCCCGCGGGAACCUCUACCGAAUCGGCGACUACUACACGCGCGACCGCUCCACGCCCCGCACCGACGAAUUCUGGGGCGGUGAAGACUCCCUGACGGCGGCGCUGGGCUGGGAGGUGGACGGGGAGACCACCAUCGUCUUCAGAAGGAAGCUCAACGGUUCCCACCCGACCGACUACGCGAUCACCAAUUCUCUGAUGCACGUGAUCUGGGCGCGCGGGCAGGAGCAGGGCAUGUACGUGCACACGCCCCGCUCCGGCCUGGAGGAGGGCGUCGCCAGCGUCCCCGACUUCUACAAGCCCGACGAGCUCAAGUACCACGGCAAGAAGGGCCAGAGGGGCGUGCUGGCGCUCAACUUCUUGGAGAGGAAGAGCGACCCGACGGUGGCGGCGGAGGAGAUCAACUGGUGCGGCAACCACUGGCGUUACCCGCAGGGCUGCACGCCCGGCCAGGACUGCGAGUACUACGUCCGCUGGGAGUACCUCGAGCAGACAGAUGACAUCAAGUUCACCAUCCAGACCACGUUCACCGACCGCUGGACGGGCAUUGGCUUUUCCGAUAACACGAGGAUGCCCCUAACUGAUGCAGUGAUCGGCUGGGUGGAGAACAGCGGCCGCUCCUUCAUUUUCGACGCGUAUGUACGAGGGUACUCGGUGCCCAUCGUUGACCCGUCGCAGGGCAUCAAGAACGAGACUGGCAAGAUCGAGGACGGGGUCACGACCAUCAGCUUUCUGAAGAAGAGGACGUCCAAUGACGUGGAAUAUGACCUGAACUUCACAGACGAGAAGUGCCUGUACCUGGUGUUCCCCAUCAAGGGUGGAAUCAUCAACUACGUGUCCAAGAAGGUCCGCAAGCACGAACGCACGCCGGCAUUCUCCACAGAGCGUAUCUGCAUCAGGCCCUGCAGCAAGUUUGGCGGUGUUGAUGGAAAGCCCUUCGUGUACACCACCACACCUCGUCCUCCUCUGUUGCACUAUGCUGUGGAAUUGAAGCUGGUUGAAGUAGGUGAGAAUUUCGAGGUGCCACAGCCAGGAACUGUUUCCUGGACAAGCAUCACAGACAGAAUCAAGAGGUCUGUUGAGGGUGCCAUUCAGGAUAUCCCCGGAUACCAGGCAGCAGAAGUAACAAAACUCACUGAUGAAGGGGACGGCAAAGUCCUGGCAGAACUUCAAGUUGUGUUGGACAAGAACUCCCAUGAAGACGGACUUGCGGAGAGUGCCCACCCAGAAGGUGAGACAGAAGAAGAACCCAUGGUGAAGACAGUCUUAGAGAAAUCUGUCAAGUCAGGAAAUAUAGCUGGUCUCCUCGUCGAUCCCAGCUUCCUCCAAGUGAAUCAGCUGCGAGAGGUCUCUGAAGCCACAAGAGAGGAGAAUGUGACUGGGUUAGCUGGGCAUAAUGGAGCUAUCAAAUUCCUUGAAGACCACAAGCUCUGGAUCAUCUUGGGCGUUGUUGGUGCACUGCUCUUGCUCACCAUCAUUCAGGCUACAAUCACCAUCCAUAAAAUCAAGAAAAACAGAAGCCCACCUGUGAGUACCAAGGAGCGUCUCAUCACCAAUUCAGGAUGGAAGGACUACAGUCAGGGCAACAUGAACUACGCAUAUGACAGCUUUGAGACAGAGGAGAACGGUGUCAACUCCCGGCGUCAGGGAGCCAAUGGGUCCCUCCGUCCCAGUGCCCCACGGGGCACCUAUGAACGCUCCAAUGGCCACAGCAAUGGCUAUCCGGGGGGCCCCAAUGGCCAUCCCGGGCACCAUCCUGGGCACCAUCCUGGGCACCAUCCUGGUGGCUAUGGAGGGGAUACACGCUCCCUUCAGCGCCCCAGGAAUGCACCUCAGAGCAGGCCGGAUCCAAGAGGCACUUAUUCCCUGCCACGAGGAUCAACCACAUCAUCUCUGCCCUCAUACAACACCGCCAUGCAAGACAUGACCCCUGACUUCUACUACCUUCCCUCACAGCGCAAGUACUCUGGUGAGGUUGUCCGCGUGUAUGUAGAUUACAACCAGUCCAAAUAAGGCUAUUAAUGCUUGACCUAUUGAUAGGUCAUGUUGAUUGCAAUUUUUGGGGGAGAUUAUUUGGUUCAUGGCCGAUUAGUGAAACUGGUUCUUACUUUGUUUUUAAUUCCUUUUUAUGAUUUCAUUUGUAUAUUUAAGAGAAUGUGUACUUAUACUGAGUGAUUAACAUUUUAAAAAGUGGUUUGUGAUGCUUAAUGCCACAUUGCAUUAUGUUACAAGUAGAACCUGGUUGGUGUUUUAUGAUGGAGAUUUUAGCUACCUGGAUUAUAUGAAAAGUGCACACAAUAUUUUGUAGAAAUUUUCCAAAUCUCUCUGUAAUGCAGUAGGGUGAGAAAAUGUUCAAGUAUAUUCUUGUUCUGUGCUGAAUAUUUCUUAUACUACUAAGGUUUUACCUGUAUACUCGGUGUAAAAUAAAAAAAGUGACUUAUAUUCCUUGACAACUCUUUGUUGUUAUUAAAAGGGCAAAUGAAUAUUCUACUUUUCUCUCUCAAAAGAAGAGAAAAUUCAAUAGAGUUAGUUUUCCAGCCAUAGUAAUAUGUUUAUAUUUGUAAAUAUAUACUAGGAAUGUCAGCAGUUAGUGUUGAUUGGAUUGCAUAUCGUUUUCUUGAUGGCUAUAUGAACAGACUUUUAAAUUUAUUAUGGAUAAAUAUUCCAGAUUUUCUUUUUUAUAGUCUUGCUGAAAAGAAUAAAUGAUUUAUUGAUAAAUAUGCUUUACAUCUUUUGCAUGUAUGUUAUGUAUAAACACAUGCUAUUUCUUUGUAUUUUCACAUUUGGGGAAAUAAUGAUAUACUGUGUAUAUAUAUAGCCUUGCCUGUUAUUUUACAACUGAAAAUGGUUGAAAUUGCUCAAAUUAGGGACUUUGCAAUAUUUGGGAAAGUUUUUGUUUUUGCACAAUAAUGGCAGUUUUACAAACAAAGUAUGUCAGACAAGUAAUAGUUAUGACUCUCGAUGGUCAUCUAAAGACAAGAAUGUUUGUAAUGAAAAAAAAAAAAAAAAUCAUAGUCUGUACAACAUAUCAGAAGUGAGAACAUGCACUCUUUUCUUGUUAAAAGUGAUUUGAUCUUUACAGCACAGUAGUAAGGAAACCAUCACAUUUUUUUUUUCUUGUAUGUGCCAUUUUUGUGAUAUACAUUACAGCAUAAUCACUUACCCUAAUGGUUUGAAUUUCAAGUUUUUGUAAACUACAAAGUGUAUAUAGGCUCAGUGAUAUAAAUCUAAUAGAACUUUAGCAUGUUCACUGUAUAUAUAUUUUAUAACAGUAAGGUGAACUUGUAGCUAAGAAAAAUGGAAAUGAAAUGAGGAAAUAACUUUUGUUACGUAUCUGUUGUAAACAAUGACUCGGUUAUUUUUUGAAAGUUUAGAUAGUUAAAAAAAGUUCACCUUGCAGUUACUCUAAUGAGGGCCAAUUUUUCAAAAUGUACCCAUUAUUUCAUAUUUAUUACGACAUUUUUAGCAAGUGUUAACAGCUUAGAAGUGGACCAGUGUGUGAGUAGAUAUACAUGUGUAAAGGUUGUGAUAUCUGAUUUAGGCAGUUGUCGUUGAUGUCGUGUGCAUCAACUUCAUUUAUUUUAUAUUUUGUUAUAUUGUAUGUUUGUAGGUCAGAUGAAUCCCUUUUUCACUGUCUUUGGUGACGUGAUGACUUACCUGAGAUAGUUCAUUUGUUUUUUUAAAAUUGUCAGCAUUUGUUCUUUUAUUUUUUAUUAUUAUUUUUUUUUACUUUGAUGUUCAUUUUUGUUCUUAUUUUUGUUGAGUGCACUUAUUUUUGAAAGAGUACUAUUAGGAAGUUUUGUGAUGCAUGAUGCAGAUGUACCAGUAUGUUGUGAAUGCAAGAUUUACAAAAUAUAUAUAUUUGUAUGAAAAUAUGAUUAUAUGGAUAUAUACAUACAAUUCUCUGGAUGGAUGGAUCAAAGGAUGGACAGAUAGCUUUGCAAAUAAAACACUAGUAUUUUUGUGCACUGUGUUUGUCUUUUUAAUUCAGUUUCUUUCGUCACAACUUGUAACUAAAAUGAUCCAGGUGAUAAUGAAGGCCAGUUGUGCAAUGUUGUCCAAGGUUAAUUUAAGUAUUUACUGACUGAAGUCCAUGGAAAGAAUUGUUUGAACACCUGAAAGGAAUGCCACAUAUUUUGGAGCAGGAAGGUUGAGUGUGUAAGAACCAUAAUAUUGAAUAGGCCUCUUUCUGAGAUCUUGUUGUAUGAUCUCUUUUAUGUGACUACUGUUUUUUUUUUUUUUUUUUUGUAAUCAUUUCUAUAUUUAGUCUUCAUUUACCUCAGGUUAUUUUGACAGUAAUCUGUGUUUGUUUAUAUAUAUAUAUAUAUAUAUAUAUAUAUAUAUAUAUAUAUAUAUAUAAUGUGAAUAAUUUGUAUGUAUGUAUGUAUGCCUGAGUAUUCAUGCUAUAUUUUCACCAUGAUUGCAUUAUAUUGUAUGUAAUGUGUCAAUAAAUGUAAGAUUAGUAAACUGCUUAUGACUCCAUACCUUUUUAAAGCUUAGUUCCUCUAUGAAGUCUUUAAUCGAUCCCUCACAUCCAUUAGGAACUUAUCAAGAAGGUUUACUAUGUAAUUAUUUAUAUAUUUAUCUAUGUAAAUUAGUGUCAAAGGCAAAAAAUAUUUGCAGCUCACUGUGCUAAUGUAAUGGCAGAAGGCAAGCAAGGGUCAUCUUGUUUUCUUUGAUUUUUCUGAAUGAGAAAAAAAUUUGGCCUGAAUGGGAUGAACUUUAGCACCAAAAAGAUGCACUUGAAAUUAUGCUUGAUCAGGUGAGAACAUAGUGAGACCGGACAAGCUGUAACAAUAUUCCCUCUAAAUGUCAAAAAAUCAUUGGGAUGUUUUCAAGUCUCAUUAUAUGGGCUGUGAGUUCAAGAAAUGCAAUUAAUUUGGGGGAGGCGGGGUUAAUUGUAUUUAGAGUAGACAAGCAAUUGUUUAGUGCACUGAUGUACCACCACAGUGCUUAUCUUAUAAUGACUUGUGGUUUUAGAGGUUAAGGUAUAAGAAAGGUAAGUGCUAUAAAUAGAAAGAUGGAGGAACUGAUGAUUAUAAAGGAAUUGUGGAAAAGUAUAUAAUGUAUAUCAAGGAAUGUAACCCUUUCUCUUUCACAGACUCUAUUCAACCACCAAAUUUGGUAAACCCCCAGAGGUACUGGUUAAAUGAACUAAAUAUCCUACUGAAUUAUAUCUUCAUUAUCUAAUUCAUUUUACUUUUCCUCUAGAAUUUAUUCUGCUUUCUGAUACAUUUGAAUAGGUAUUACUGGCAGUUAUUAACAAAAUGUUGUUGCUUGUGGUGUCUAGAUUGCUUUAAAAUCAGUUCAAUAAACUAAGAUAUAUUCUUUAAAGUGGGUAAGCUUUUCCAUAAAGUUAUUUUUUGGUGAGCUUUUAACUGCCUAUAGGUAAGAUGGACAAGAAAUGUUAGCCUUUUUAUAGUUCUACAAUGAUAUUACACUUAAUGGCUGACUGUUCCAGUAGGCUAUGGUAUCUGAGCAUUGAUCUGGUACUGUGAAUGAUAGGACCCCCAACUGUUCCUAGCAAACAAGGGAAGGUGGUGACCUAGAGAAUCUGCAGGUUGAAACUACUCAUUUCCAGAGGUGUACAUUAUUAUUAUCAUUAUUAUUAUAAUUAUGAUGUUAUAACCAGGAAUGCAAUAUUGACUGUUUAUCUUUAUUUCUAUUAGAUUUGAUGUUAGUAUAUUUUUGUAUUUUCACAUUGGUGACCUCAUCAAAGAAAUACCCUAAAAAUUGGACCAACUAUUAAGUAACUACGUCCACAGGGUCAUUUAAAAAUUGGACAACUGAUGCCACCUUUAGAGCUUGUCAGAAUUUUAAAGCUGUUGGCAUGAGAUUUCAGUCUACUUGAACUAAAUGAACCUCAUUGUUAACAACUAUUUGACAUUUGUGCCGAUAGCAAGCCUGCUAGCCAAGCACUGAUGUUGUAAAUAAUAAAAUGCCAAUUUGA
Messenger RNA from Penaeus chinensis, 7828 nucleotides. RefSeq lists its product as uncharacterized. The transcript has 21 exons. Bases 145 to 3891 code for a protein of 1248 amino acids. The record is from RefSeq and is a predicted model, not a curated record. NCBI's taxonomy places the organism in Eukaryota, Metazoa, Arthropoda, Malacostraca, Decapoda, Penaeidae.